UUUCCUGUUUAUUUUUCUGACUGCAGCAUCCUGUGCUAAUUGGUCUCAGUGUGACAUGAAGUCAUGUUAAAAUCUUCCUGUUAGAACCUCACAGGCAUGUGCUAAAUAACAGCAGGUGUGGAUUUAUUAUUAUUAUUAUUAUUAUUAUUAUUAUUCCUAUGGUUGUAGAGGUAAUUUGUGGAAUUUUUUUUAAUGACCUAAAAAAAUUCUUUACAUUAUUUUUAAUUACAAAAUGGUGCACAGCUGGCUCUGACAUUUAUUUGUGUGUGUAUAUAUAUAUAUAUAUAUAUACACACACACACACACACAAAUUAAUUAGGUUUUGGGGGAAAAUAAUGCAGCAAUGUAAAAAGCCUUCCAUGCAAAUGUUUUUAAGUCGUUUUAUUUUGAAAAGUGCGCUUGUGUAUCCGGUUUUAAUGCGUGGAGCUUGACAGUGUGGGUUCGGAUGCUCGGUGACAGUCUGUUCGUCCUCACGGCGCUGUUCAGAAGAACUGCUUCUCAACAUCUGGAGACGUUUUCGCUCAAAACCUGAGGAUGGAGAAGUACGAGAAGAUCGGAAAGAUCGGAGAAGGAUCCUACGGAGUCGUCUUCAAGUGCCGAAACAAAGACACCGGUCAGAUUGUUGCCAUCAAAAAGUUUGUAGAGUCGGAUGAAGAUCCCAUCAUCAAAAAGAUCGCGCUGAGGGAGAUCAGGAUGCUCAAGCAACUGAAACACGCCAACCUGGUGAACCUGAUUGAGGUGUUUCGGCGUAAACGGAGGCUACACCUUGUGUUUGAGUACUGUGACCACACAGUCCUCAAUGACCUGGACCGAUACCCCCGAGGUGUUCCAGAACCCCUUGUUAAAAGUAUAACCUGGCAGACAUUACAAGCUGUUAACUUCUGUCACAAACAAAAUUGCAUUCACAGAGACGUCAAGCCGGAAAAUAUUCUCAUCACCAAACACCAGGUCAUCAAGCUCUGUGACUUCGGCUUUGCCAGGAUACUCACGGGUCCAUGUGACGUCUACACGGACUACGUUGCGACCCGUUGGUACCGGGCUCCUGAGCUGCUGGUGGGAGACACCCAGUACGGCCCCCCUGUGGAUGUGUGGGCAAUCGGCUGCGUGUUUGCUGAGCUGCUGUCUGGGAUUCCUUUGUGGCCCGGGAAGUCUGACAUGGACCAGCUGUACCUGAUCAGAAAAACUCUGGGAGAUCUCAUCCCACGACAUCAGCACGUCUUCAGCAACAACCAGUUCUUUGGCGGCGUGUCCAUCCCAGAACCACCAGAGAUGGAACCACUGGAGCAGAAAUAUCCCAAUCUUUCACACCAAGCUCUGAGUCUGAUGAAGGAUUGUCUAAGGAUGGACCCGGGUGAGCGGCUAACGUGUGAGCAGCUCCUCCAGCAUUCUUAUUUUGACAGUCUGCGGGUGAAAACUGAGAGCACCGCUCGAGAACAUGGGCGGCCCACCAACAAGAGGACACGUUUACCACGAAAACACUUACAACCCGGGUAUUUACCACAGCUCACCAGCAGCAGUGUAUUUCCAGCUCUGGACAAUAAGAAGUACUACAACAGUCUGCGGAAGUUCAACUAUCAUCUACCAAACAUCUGAGCUCCAUCUGAACACCAAUGCGGACAAAUGGUUUCUGGUGAAAAGUCAUGAAAUGAAGUUAGCUUGGUAGCAUAGGAGAGAGGAGGUAGGAUUCAGCCACUAUUUUAAAAUUAGUCAUUUUCACCAUAGGCCAAGCAGGCUUUUGGUAUCAUCUACUGUGAUUAAACAAUACCGUCCAGCCUCGGUAUACCAUAACCGACUCAAAAACAUAUGAUAACCAUCUCAGAGUGGCAGCUACAGCCAGGUAAAAGUCCCUUCAGCUGCUCCCUUGUUUGUCCUCAGGGUCGCCACACCAAAUCAGAGGUGGAUCUACAUAUUGAAUUGGCACAAGUUUUAUGCCGGAUGCCCUUCCUGAUGCAACGCCACAUUACAUGGAGAAAUGUGGCAGUGGUUGGGGUUGAUCCAGGAACCUUCUGCACUGAAACCAAGUGCACUAAUCACUUGGUCACUACAGGUAGAGAAGUCAAUAACGGAUUACGCAGAUGUCAAAACUUUAAAUUUAUGGAGUUAUGGUGCAAAAAACAACAAAAAUAGUGACAAAGACCAAUUUGACUUUGUACUAAAGUUUAAAGUUGCUCCAGUUUUGGUAUAAAAAAGAAAACAAAAAGUGAAGCAAACUGUUAGUUGAACUACUAGUAGUUGAAAGAGGAAUAGCAUUCAGUGAACGUUGAUAUUGUUUGCCUAUUACAUUUUUGUAUCAUAUUAGCUCAACCAAUAAUUUCCAUCAACUUGGGUUUUUGUCCCUGAACAAAUUGAAACUAGCUUUGUCAUAAUUUUUGCUGUUUUUUUACCCAUAACAUUUAGUCACGGAUGGUCUAUACUAUAGCUUUAUGGAAUCUUUGCGAACAGACACAUAAUGUGGUAUACUUUUCAAUAUGAUUGCAUCAUUUUUAACAUUUAACCCUUGUGCAAUCAUUCAUUAACUACUGGCUACAGCUACCAUUCUGAGAAGGUUAUAC
Molecule: messenger RNA, 2552 nt
Organism: Thalassophryne amazonica
Lineage: Eukaryota; Metazoa; Chordata; Actinopteri; Batrachoidiformes; Batrachoididae
Gene: cdkl1
Product: cyclin-dependent kinase-like 1 (CDC2-related kinase)
Exons: 10
Coding region: 535-1593 (352 amino acids)
Biological process (GO): protein phosphorylation
Cellular component (GO): nucleus
Molecular function (GO): ATP binding; cyclin-dependent protein serine/threonine kinase activity
Source: RefSeq, a predicted model, not a curated record